AGAAAUAUCGUUGGUUUUAGCUUCUCUUUCGAAGCGCAGUAACUUUCAUAUAGUUAUCUUGUAAGAAAGGACCUCUUUAGCUGGAUUACAAAAACCGUUGUUGAGUCCUACUCACGGUCUAUACUCGAAUUUUGCAAGCUACUCUGGAUCAUCUGAAAGGGGUCUCAAAUACGAAAACCAUGCUGCUGUGUUGUUUCGUUCUGUUCAUCAUCCUAUGCCUUGCACAGAUAUGCCAAGCCUUUGAGCAGUGCCAUCGCUCCACAUAUUCAGAGUAUGGUCAUCAUCUUUCCAGUCACGUUGUUUUAACUCGAAAAACUUCGAGUAUUACUGAGUGUGUGAUGAUCUGUUCGAGGGAGUCUCGCUGCAAGAGUUUGAACUUCCAUUUAAAAGAUAAGUCAUGUGAUUGGAAUAAUGCAAACAAACAUACCCACCCAAGGGAUUAUGGUCCGAAGGAAGGAUCAGUCUAUAUGGACAAGGAUGAAGAAUUCAAAUCUUGCUCGGAAAUUCUUAAUAAGUGGCCCCAAGCGGAAAGCGGCUACUACUGGAUAAAUAUUGGGAGCAGAAACGCAGACGUCUACUGUGACAUGAAAAAUCAUGGCGGUGGAUGGACCUUAGUUGUGGGUAUCAGCUCAAAGAACAACGAUCACCUUCAAAGCGUACGCAAUAACUGCAUCAACGACUCGCUGUGUGUUUCCUUUACUGACCAGGAUCAGGGUAGAAAACUGAGCGACAGUGACAUACAUGAGUUAGCUAGGACAGAAGGAACCUUUAGGGUCGAUGUGCUGAAAAGUGAUGGCACCCUCUCGCAUACAGUAUUUUAUCAGAUACCCAGUGGACCAAACAAAUUCAACUCAGCAUGCCGCCGGGGAAAUUGUCCACGAAUUAUCAUAUCACAUUCCCAUCCCUAUCAUUGGGAGACUAACAACUGCACAAGCACUGCCGCGGGAUAUCGCAUUUCUCUCGGAUGUAACAGUGUUUUUGAUGGACACGAUAACCUUGAGUGCAAUAAUAGCGAAUGGUUCUCGUCCAAGUACGCUGACGAACGGGCACUAUAUGGCUACCCAUGCCAUGAGAUACCAGACCAUGACAGUCGUGGGAUAUAUAUAAACCGUAGAGGAAGGCUGUACGUCAAGUAAACAGUUCACAGAACAAAGAAUCUUUAAUGUAACAUUUAAAUUCAUUGUAAUUAACACGACCAUACUAGAAAUAAAUUAUUCCUCACUCAGAGCUCAGAAAGACUAAACCCCUUUUCUCAAAUCAUUACUUUAAAAACUCAAUCCCGAUUCUAGUAAACAACUUUUGCGGGACCGUCGAUUGAAGUUAAAAUUGGCAGAGUAAUGGUUUAUGUCCAGAAAAGAUGUGGUCCAACGAAGCCUUAAGCUUGUAAGAAGUAAAGUAAAUAAAUAACUAAACAGUUACCUCUUCUUAUUGUUUUUUCCUCAAGAUGCACUUCAUACGCAUGAACUUAAAAGGGUCUAUGGAUCAACCAAAAAGAUUUAUUUAUAAUAAUCAACACUUUUUAUAAUUACUUUCGGAUUUAAAUGUUGACUCCUUAAUCUAUUGGUGAUUUUAAUCAGUACACUAUCUGUUAAAAAAAUUACCCAAAAAAUAUCGGUCAAAAUGAUUUUAACUUCUAAUGAUUGAUGUCUUACUGAUCUCUUGAAGGAACAAAACGUUUAGCCUUGAACUUAUGAUUCCAACAGACAAAAAAGAUAUAAUAAAGGAAAAUGAAUCAAUGUAUCUACUAUAUGUAGCUAAUUAUAGGGGUGAAUAGAUGCAUCAUUCAAUAAAUAAGUGAAUCAGUUGAGGAAUGUAAAGUUCUAAAAGAUAAAUGACGAAAUGAUACGAUUGAUAGUUUGUUUACUUAUCCCAGGAGUGAUCAAUACUCAAUACCUGAGACAUACCAAGGGAAAUAUGACGAAUACAAAUAAUUUGA
This is a messenger RNA of Stylophora pistillata, 1936 nucleotides long. RefSeq lists its product as uncharacterized. The record is from RefSeq and is a predicted model, not a curated record. Gene Ontology annotation, molecular function: oligosaccharide binding. Lineage: Eukaryota; Metazoa; Cnidaria; Anthozoa; Scleractinia; Pocilloporidae.